AUGGAGUUCUUGCAGCAUCCUGCCACGCUCUACUGCGAAGAGGUAGUAGCCUGGAUCAACCCUUGUGUUGGUGUAGUGGCGUUCGUUGAAGCCUCUACCUAUGGCACCCCUCAUUCCUACAUCAAAGACAAGUGGUUCGAUAUGCACUACUCGUUGCCGCAAGUCUUGACAGACAUCCAAGUGGACUCGCAAGCGGUGGAGCAUUACAAUAACGUACUGCUUUCCGGCACGGAGUACACAUACGAACGACAGAGGUACGAGCGCACAGUCUCGGAGGUCGAAAAUCAUAUACUCCGGGAUCUGUUGGUCGAUGUGGCGCUUCAGCGCUACCAGAAAGCCAACCGCUACACCGUCAGUCUGACAAUCCUCGAAAAGGUGAUGCUUGGCGAGUAUGGCUGGCUUCCAGCUGGAUCCCCACUCCACCUACCAGACUUGCCGAUCGUUACUAUCGUGGACGACGUCUCAUACAUGGCGCGUCGUGGCGACACUGAGCCACUACAAGAGAACUUUGUGGCCAUCAAGAAUCUUCCACGCCACCUGCAGAAGUGGCAGCUGCUGGAGUUCAUGGCGAAGCAGGGCUUACCAAUGCCAAUAAGAUUGACAUGCCUGCACAAGGACGAAUGGUUUAUCGGUGUUGCGUUCGCAGACUAUCACGAUUCCGAGAUAGCUGCAGAAGCAAUGACUUCGAUGAAUCAGCUCACGAUUGAUGGCAGAGAAGUGAUGGCUGAGCCCAAGACAAUGCAAUCGAGGAUGCAUCGCAACCUCGUUUAUCGCCACGAGCGACAUCAUCGGGUGUGGAGUGGAGAGACUUCGAGCACAGAGCGCGAGACGGAAUCCUUGAAAGCUUCAACCUCGACAGCAGAUGCUGAUGCCUCUUCGCAGAUUACUGACCAGAAUUCGGUCGUGGCAGACAUGGAAGCGGGUGCUGAAUCCAUUGCUAGUGGAUCGGAUGAGUAUCACAGUUGUUCGGAAUGGCCUUCUGCAGAGCAAUAG
Fulvia fulva is the source of this 993-nucleotide messenger RNA. RefSeq lists its product as uncharacterized. The coding region runs from base 1 to 993 and encodes 330 amino acids. NCBI's taxonomy places the organism in Eukaryota, Fungi, Ascomycota, Dothideomycetes, Mycosphaerellales, Mycosphaerellaceae. The record is from RefSeq and is a predicted model, not a curated record. The transcript has a single exon. Gene Ontology annotation, molecular function: RNA binding.